Sphenostylis stenocarpa is the source of this 480-nucleotide messenger RNA. NCBI's taxonomy places the organism in Eukaryota, Viridiplantae, Streptophyta, Magnoliopsida, Fabales, Fabaceae. The record is from the annotation of a GenBank genome assembly.
AUGUCGGACGAGGAACACCACUUCGAGUCAAAGGCUGAUGCUGGAGCAUCAAAAACAUUUCCCCAACAAGCUGGAACCAUCCGCAAAAACGGUUACAUUGUCAUCAAAAACAGGCCAUGCAAGGUUGUGGAGGUUUCAACUUCCAAAACUGGCAAGCAUGGACACGCAAAGUGUCACUUUGUUGGAAUUGACAUCUUCACUGGGAAAAAGCUUGAGGAUAUUGUGCCAUCUUCCCAUAACUGUGAUGUUCCUCAUGUCAAUCGUACUGACUACCAGCUCAUCGAUAUCUCAGAGGAUGGAUUCGUGAGUUUGCUGACUGAGACUGGUGGUACUAAGGAUGAUCUUAGACUUCCAACCGAUGAAAAUCUGCUUUCGCAGAUCAAGGAUGGAUUUGCUGAGGGCAAAGAUCUGGUUGUGUCUGUUAUGUCUUCUAUGGGAGAGGAGCAGAUUUGUGCCCUUAAGGACAUUGGUCCCAAGUAA